AUGAGUUCCGAUAGAGAUGUUGUAUCGAAAGACCGUUCUAGACGACGAAGUGCGGAGAGGCAUCGCGAUAGAAGAGGAGAGCGGGACGUGCACAGGGAAGAAAAAUAUAGCGAAAAUCGAAAUAAACGGCAGUCUGAUUCUAAGCGACGUCGAGUUUCGUCCCCAGAUUACCCUGCAAAUGUGAAGCGGGAAAACGUGAGUGAUGAUGAGAUGAAGCAAAGCCGAAGUAGACAUCCGCGUUCGAGUAGAGACAAAAAACCUUCGCAAGUGAAAGUCGAGCGAGAGUUCAAACGUGAGAAUGAUGAAUCACCCAAAGAAUACGGUCGGGCUUCCGCGGAUGAACCAGUGGAAGAUAAAAAGAAACCCGAUUUCGGUUUAUCGGGUAAGCUGGCGGAAGACACAAAUACUUUUCGAGGCGUCGUCAUAAAAUAUUCGGAGCCUCCGGAAGCAAGAAAACCGACACGCAAUUGGCGACUCUACGUUUUCAAGGAGACAGAAUCCCUGCCGCACAUAGAAAUCCAUCGACAAAGUGCGUUCCUUCUCGGACGCGAUCGUAAAGUUGCCGACAUCCCGAUCGACCAUCCAUCUUGUUCUAAGCAACACGCCGCCAUUCAAUACCGCGUUAUACCGUUCACACGUGCGGACGGUAGCACAGGCCGAAGGGUUCGACCUUACAUCAUGGAUUUGGAGUCUGCCAACGGAACUUUCGUAAAUAAUAAGAAAAUACCUCCGAAGUGUUAUGUUGAACUGCUGGAGAAGGACGUCAUAAAGUUUGGUUUCAGUUCUCGAGAAUAUGUUUUGCUCCAUGCGGAUAGUGCUGAUAGUGAUGAAGAACCUGCUCCAUAG
Notodromas monacha is the source of this 846-nucleotide messenger RNA. NCBI's taxonomy places the organism in Eukaryota, Metazoa, Arthropoda, Ostracoda, Podocopida, Cyprididae. The record is from the annotation of a GenBank genome assembly.